UUAAUAAGAUCGAUGCAUCUGAUAUGAGAAUUGAUAGAGUGUCAAAUAAGAAUAACGGGGCAGUGGUUAUAAACGCAAAUAGCGUUUCAGAUAAGGACAGAAUAAAAUCUGCUCUAGCAGACAACUUAAAUAAAGAAGUGUACGACAUCACCGAACCCAAAGUUAAUACGCCUAAAAUUUUGUUAGCGCACAUAAACGCUGAAUAUUCUGAGACGGAGAUAAUAAAUAAGAUAAAAGCUCAGAAUAGCUAUUUAAAUGAUGCGAGUUUGAAAUGUGUAAAAAUAGUCCAGGCGCAGUG
Molecule: messenger RNA, 298 nt
Organism: Rhagoletis pomonella (apple maggot)
Lineage: Eukaryota; Metazoa; Arthropoda; Insecta; Diptera; Tephritidae
Source: RefSeq, a predicted model, not a curated record